AAUACCCGUUUUCUUUCUCUUCUUGCACACUGCCUUCUCCAGCAGCUGCACCACAACUACAGCGAAGAGAGAAAAAGGAAAAAAAGCGUCGUCGUUUUUGGUUCUUCUUCUUCUUCUUCCCUCUCUCUCUUACUCUGAAGCUCCUCUUCGUUCUUUCAUUUACUCAGUAUUGUAAAAGAUGGCCGACGGUGAGGAUAUUCAACCCCUCGUCUGUGAUAAUGGAACUGGAAUGGUGAAGGCCGGUUUUGCUGGUGAUGAUGCUCCAAGGGCAGUUUUUCCCAGUAUCGUUGGUCGUCCCCGGCACACUGGUGUUAUGGUUGGGAUGGGUCAGAAGGAUGCCUAUGUAGGAGAUGAAGCACAAUCUAAAAGAGGUAUCCUUACUUUGAAAUAUCCUAUUGAGCAUGGUAUUGUGAGCAACUGGGAUGAUAUGGAAAAGAUCUGGCAUCAUACAUUCUACAACGAACUCCGUGUUGCUCCUGAGGAGCACCCUGUGCUUCUCACGGAAGCACCUCUCAACCCCAAGGCCAAUAGAGAAAAGAUGACUCAGAUCAUGUUUGAGACCUUCAAUGUACCUGCUAUGUAUGUUGCCAUCCAGGCCGUUCUCUCUUUGUAUGCCAGUGGUCGUACAACAGGUAUUGUGCUGGAUUCCGGUGAUGGUGUUUCUCACACCGUGCCAAUCUAUGAAGGAUAUGCCCUUCCACAUGCCAUCCUCCGUCUUGACCUUGCAGGUCGUGAUCUAACCGAUGCCUUGAUGAAGAUUCUUACCGAGAGAGGUUACAUGUUCACCACCACUGCUGAACGGGAAAUUGUCCGUGACAUGAAGGAGAAGCUUGCUUAUGUUGCCCUGGACUAUGAGCAGGAACUGGAGACUGCCAAGAGCAGCUCAUCUGUUGAGAAGAACUAUGAGUUGCCUGACGGACAAGUCAUUACUAUUGGAGCUGAGAGAUUCCGUUGCCCGGAAGUCCUCUUCCAGCCAUCUUUCAUCGGGAUGGAAGCUGCUGGAAUCCAUGAAACUACCUACAACUCUAUCAUGAAGUGCGAUGUGGAUAUCAGGAAGGAUCUCUAUGGUAACAUUGUGCUCAGUGGGGGUUCAACUAUGUUCCCUGGUAUUGCGGACCGCAUGAGCAAGGAGAUCACUGCUCUUGCUCCAAGCAGCAUGAAGAUUAAGGUCGUUGCGCCACCAGAGAGAAAGUACAGUGUCUGGAUUGGAGGAUCUAUCUUGGCAUCACUCAGCACCUUCCAGCAGAUGUGGAUUUCCAAGGGUGAGUAUGAUGAAUCCGGUCCAUCCAUUGUCCACAGGAAGUGCUUCUAAGUUUUGUAAUUGCUUUUGAUGGUGAUCUACAUUUUGCAUUUAGUUGGCUUUUUUUGUGUGCGGUGUUAAGUGAACUCCAAAGUCUGGUUUAUGUGGGGGAAGUUAGGGAUCAUUGUAGGACGGUGUACUUGAUAUUGACGUAUUAUUAUUUUAGUCUUUCACCGUAUCACCACCAUUAAGAUGAUGGGCCCUAAGGAGAUGGCGGUGGACGGACAAUUGGUGCUUAAUUCCUUCCUUACAAUCCAUCUUUGAACCAUGCUGCUUAAAAGGAUGUUUGGAGCUGGAGACUGGAUUGUGGUGCUUUUUUUAUUUAUUUAAUAUUCAAGGGUUUUGAGAACAUUAAUGUUAAUAGCUAUUAUUGUACGAGAUUUUUUUUAAAAAAAGUUAGUGUCAGUUUGCGCGGUCAAACUUCUGGGAAAAUUAUAUUUAAUAAAAUCAUAUUGUGAAUCCUUUUUGUUA
Messenger RNA from Gossypium raimondii (Peruvian cotton), 1771 nucleotides. Its product is annotated as actin-7. Lineage: Eukaryota; Viridiplantae; Streptophyta; Magnoliopsida; Malvales; Malvaceae. The transcript has 5 exons. The record is from RefSeq and is a predicted model, not a curated record. The coding region runs from base 179 to 1312 and encodes 377 amino acids.